CGGCGCAUCGGAAGCGAGGGACGCGGAGUGUGUGUGUGUGUGUGUGUGCACAGUACUCCGUGGUGUGUGAGUGUGUGAGUGACUGUGUGUGCUACGCUGUCCGCCAAAGGGAUCUCCUGUUUUAUUAGCUGGCCCCCACAUGCCGAGAUGGCAAAAGGCCGCGCCGGUAGCGUCGUAUGGUCCGCAUCUCCGUCUGAGGGACUUGUUCCGAAGGGGGGCAUGGCCGCAGCAGCAGGGCGCGCGGGAAAGGGAAAGUUUGCCGUCGGUCUGCAAGGCCCUGUCCUGUGCGCGUGUCCGCUGCCAUUACGACCUUGGACCGGCCAGAGAGGCCCAGGGCGUUUGUUCCGUCGACCGUCUGCCGACUAGCCGCCCUGCAAGCAUGGCAGACGGAGAGGGAGCGAGAGGGAUGGAGAAGAACCGCAAGCCAGCUUUUGGCUGGGCGGUCCAUGCUCGGGUUUCGCAAGGUUGGAAAGGGCAGCGUCACACUGGGCGAGGAAGCCGCAUUGCCCUCUCUGGGUUCGUCGGGGUACCCCCUUGCUCCGUUGCCGGUGCUCUUGGCCUCACUCUUACAGGGUCCCAGGGCUACACAGAACCUGUCGGUGCCUCGGCUCGCCAAGCAGCCAGUCCGCCAGCGCCAUUUUCCCUUUACAGACAUGCACCUUGGCCCUGGCCCGGCUGAGGUAGUGUGGUGCGGCAGCCAGCGGUCGUGCGGAUGGGGUGGGUGUGUGGCCAGGCGGACAGGCAGAGAGGGAAGGAAGAGACGGAUGGUAAGCUGCGACCGUCUUUUCUUGGAACUGGGCAAAACCACCGGUGGCAGCACAUCAAAACGAAGGGCUGGGCUGCCGCCGUGUCUCGCCUUGCAUCGUGCAAUGGCUCGGCAUGUUGGAGGUCCUGAAAUCGGGGAUCGGCAGCCGCUUGGGAAAACUUGGGUAAAAAAAAAAACCCCCUCGCUCCCUGUCUCGGGCAAGUUCGCAAGCGUGCCUUUGUCCAUUCCCAUAGAAUUGACAAAGUGUGAAACAUUUGCCAGCGUAUCAUGGCUGUUGCUCGAAGCAUGCUGGGAUUGGUGGCCGGUGCAGAAAGCCUGCUCAACGUUGGCCACCCCACCGCCCAGCCCGUUAGAGAAGGCGGUGCGACGCAAGGGACGGGGGGGGAUGCGCUGCCCUGUGCGCAACAGGAUUUGCAUUUUAGGUCGGUCGUUGGCCUGGCCAGCGCCUUUCUCUG
Molecule: messenger RNA, 1221 nt
Organism: Gaeumannomyces tritici R3-111a-1
Lineage: Eukaryota; Fungi; Ascomycota; Sordariomycetes; Magnaporthales; Magnaporthaceae
Exons: 2
Coding region: 140-679 (179 amino acids)
Source: RefSeq, a predicted model, not a curated record